AUGUCAACACAAGCCACGGACGCCGUGGCGACAACCGCCAAUGCGGCUGUAAUUACCUCUCCUUCGAUUUCGACGUACGAUGCUGGUCUCGGUGGCGUCAACCAGGUCCAGAACAUGCUUUUUAAGGACAUGCUGUGGUGGAGCCUAGGUAUCGUCGCCAUGACCAUCUUAUGCAUCCGACUCGUCGAGAUCUCGUGGUCACAAUUGCGUUUGGUCUCGGCUAUGUCGCAGCCUGCCAAAUUCCAGGCCUACUGGCGCAAGGCACAGUGGACGCACAUGCCAUGGGUCAAGAAGCAGCUCACGUACGCCCCGAUCUCCGCGAAACGUCACAACCGCGAGAUCCGCAUCUCCUCUGCCAUGAACAUGGGCACCCUGCCAACACGUCUGCAGGCGGUCAUGCUCUUUGCAUACUUGGUCAGCAACAUCGUCUACCUGCUGUUCCUCGAUUACAGCCAGCCGGACCAUUGGGCCACUCUUGCCGAGCUACGCGGCCGCUCCGGCACACUGGCUGCCGUCAACUUGGUGCCGUUGAUGAUCUUUGCCACGCGCAACAAUCCUCUCAUCACCCUUCUUCGCAUCAGCUUUGACACAUACAACCUCUUGCACCGCUGGCUCGGCCGCAUAGUGGUCUUUGAGUCGGUAGUUCACACUGUUGCAUGGUUGGUUGUCCAACUUGCUGAUGGCGGCUGGGCAAGUGUGGGCUUUAAGAUGCUCCACGACCGCUUCAUCGCCUCGGGCAUGGUCGGCACCUUUGCCUUUAUCCUUUUGGUCAUCAUCUCCAUUUCGCCGCUACGCCACGCCUUUUACGAAACGUUUUUGACCACGCAUAUCAUGCUGGCCGUGAUUAUUUUCGUUUGCGUCUGGGUGCACUGUGCAACGUCCUCCGCCUCACCAGGCGGCCUUCCACAGCUGCCCUGGAUUAUCGCCGUCGUUCUUCUCUGGUUGGCAGAGCGUCUGUACCGCGUUGGCCUCAGUGCCUACCGCUCAUGGUCGCGCCACGGCUUAGCCAAUGCGGUUGUUGAGCCGAUGCCGGGCGACUGCUCUUGCGUCACGUUGACUCUCCCGCGCUAUGUCGAUGUACAGCCUGGAACCCACGCCUACCUGCGUUUUGCCGACAUCAGCCCAUGGGAGUGCCAUCCCUUCAGCAUUGCCUGGGUGAAGCACACGCCUAUCAAUGGCGGCCUUUUACCAACGACCGAGAAGCGCAUUGAUAAGGUCAGUGACAGGGCAUCGUCUUCUGCAGCCCUCGCAAGCGUUAAUGUAAUCGAGCACGGCCACCUAUACCGCACAUCGGUCUCCUUUGUCAUCGGUGCCCAUACAGGCUUCACCCGCAAGCUCUACAAUCGUGCCGUGAAGAGCUGUGACGAGUUUGGAUCUGGGUCUGCCAGAUUCAAAGCGCUAUUCGAGGGGCCCUAUGCCGGCCACCACUCGCUCGACAGCUACGGCCACGCCGUGCUCUUCGCCGGUUCCACAGGCAUCACGCACCAGAUCAGCUACCUACGGCAUCUCAUUGAUGGCUACGCCGAUGGCACGGUGGCCACACGCCGCAUCACGUUGGUGUGGGUGGUGCGCGACUACGAGGCACUCGAGUGGGUGCGUCCCUGGAUGGAUGAGAUUAUGCGCAUGCCGCAGCGCCACGAGAUUCUGCAAGUGCGUAUCUUUGUGACGCGGCCAAACCAGGCGUUCCAGGCCGCCCAGCUCGGCUCGUCAAGGUCCCGCACCAUCCAGCUGCACUCAGGCCGGCCUAACAUCCCGGUGCUUGUGCGAAAGGAGGUCGCAGAGCAGGCGGGUGCCAUGUGCGUCACCGUCUGCGGUCCUGGUGCCCUGGCAGAUGACGUGCGCAGUGCGGUACGCGACGUCCUGGAUGAGGGCACCGUGGUGGACUUUAUCGAGGAGAGCUUCACAUGGUGA
Molecule: messenger RNA, 1911 nt
Organism: Sporothrix brasiliensis 5110
Lineage: Eukaryota; Fungi; Ascomycota; Sordariomycetes; Ophiostomatales; Ophiostomataceae
Product: metalloreductase
Exons: 1
Coding region: 1-1911 (636 amino acids)
Biological process (GO): iron ion transport; intracellular iron ion homeostasis; copper ion import
Cellular component (GO): plasma membrane
Molecular function (GO): ferric-chelate reductase activity
Source: RefSeq, a predicted model, not a curated record